This is a messenger RNA of Bipolaris sorokiniana ND90Pr, 531 nucleotides long. RefSeq lists its product as uncharacterized. Lineage: Eukaryota; Fungi; Ascomycota; Dothideomycetes; Pleosporales; Pleosporaceae. Bases 1 to 531 code for a protein of 176 amino acids. The record is from RefSeq and is a predicted model, not a curated record. The transcript has 4 exons.
AUGUCUGAAUGGAAUGUUGAGACGAGUUCAUUGCGACCAAGUGGGUGGGAGGGUAAUACCUUCGCUACCUGCAACGUUGUCACUUUGGACACUAAAACAGAAAAGGAUGUAACUGUCGAAGGCAGAAGUAGUGGAGCAAAUAGCAACGAAGCUAUUGAUGUUAUUUCCAGGUUGAAUGCCCCAAACACGUGGCUCAGUGCUAUAUCGCUAAAAGGCUGCCGAGAUGCAAGAUUUGGAAAGUUCCAGCUGCAAUCGUUCCAGUGCUACAGUUGUUGCACCCACAAGCUGCGCAUCAAUGAGGUCCGGAAGACGACCCAGUCACUUUCGAUAUUAGACUACAGUGUGAUCGGCCCGGGGUUCGAACUAGCCAUGACAUGGGACACUUCCCAAAGCAGGUUAGAGAAUCUUCAUAUGCAAGACGGUGUGCUUCGGGAACGGACUUCCGUGCCUUUAUUUGACGCCUCUGGCGGCAUCUCCAUGUGCAUCGCCAACUCCGCAUCUACACCUAACUCUGCAAAGCUACGCAGGUAG